AUGGCAAAACAUGGAAAAUUUUCAGUUGAUGCUAAGGCUCGUACUAAAACAAAACAUAUGAGAAGAAGAAAGAAGAUAUCUAAGAGGUCUUCUACGCAGUGGAGAAAAUCUGAAGCUCAAGAUUUGGAACAUCAAGAUUUUGAGGAAAUUGUUAACAUGGAGUACAUGUCUCUAUUGCAGCUAUUGAGAAAUUAUGCAACUGCAUCUGCUUCAAAAGAACAAAAUGUUAAGCAUAACAAUAAACGCAAGGGUAAAGGAAUUGCUCUUCCACAAUCUGAAGAACUGAUAUUGCAACCUCCAUCAAUGGCUAUUUUAGAAGAAGAUCAUAUGCAAAUACAAAUGAUUCCUACGCCACUGAACAUUGUGCGACAAGAGUUACAUGAUACUGAUUCAGAGCGUACAAUAUCAACUGGUCCAAGCACAAGUAAUAGUCAUAUGGCAGGAGGACCAUCAACGAGCAGUUCUGAACUAAGCAGUCGCAAUAAGACCUUUAUUCAUCUUAUUAGCAAUACAACAUUCGAACCUAGUAGUGUGCACACAAAUAUUAUGCCUUGCAUUAAGCGGAUAUUCCCUGAGGCAGUUAAAACUUUUAAAACUGCUCCUCAACAUCUUAAGGAUGUUUGGUUUAAUGAAUUCAAGAAACGACAUGAAUGGGAUCCUAAUGACGAGGAUACUGUUCGGAUGAUAUUUGAGAAAAGGGAUGCUAAAUUGCUUGCUGACGCGUUAAGUGAUGUGCGCACAAGAUUGGCAUCAGGAAAUGGAGUACCAGGAUGGAUCUGA
Messenger RNA from Ipomoea nil (Japanese morning glory), 780 nucleotides. RefSeq lists its product as uncharacterized. NCBI's taxonomy places the organism in Eukaryota, Viridiplantae, Streptophyta, Magnoliopsida, Solanales, Convolvulaceae. The coding region runs from base 1 to 780 and encodes 259 amino acids. The record is from RefSeq and is a predicted model, not a curated record. The transcript is spliced from 6 exons.